AUGGGAACAGCCAGGGACAAUCAAGUUGAACUGAAACUCCCACUCCUUGAAAAACCUAAGACCCCGAAAAACUAUAACCAUCCUGAGGUUCUCCGUCACACCUUUGAGACUCUGUCUAACCUUCACAAGCUGCUUCCAAAUCGUAUGAUGGAGCUGCUCUUUUCCUACAAGAGUGCAGAAGACAAGAAAAAAUGUGAGAAUUCUGAAUUCUCUGGCUUAGAAAGGAUCUUAGAAAGACAUCAAUUUCCCAAAGAGAUUAAUCUGACCCCCAAACCAAGCAGUAUGCCCCUGUGGAGAAGAAAAGUCGACAACAACGCAAAUCAGGGGUGGAAGAAAUGCCAUUUGUGGAAUAAAAACACAAAGGAGCCUCCAAUGUCAACCAUAGUUGUCAGGUAGGUGCCUAAUUUUUGCCCUAUGCAGGCAUAUUUAGAGAUGUAUAGGAUGACCACAAACUCUCUUUAUGCCUUUAAAAGCUAAAAAAUGACUUAAUGUUGUCUUUGGUAUAUACGGUGAGUGUGAAAACAAGCAUUGCUCUGUAUAAAAGCACAUGAGCCCCAUUUUCACACCUCCCAGUGUCUGCAGGAGCCCUCAUUGGGAGAAAACUCAUGGAGACUGGUGCAGGUGCAUGGGUUCCCCAUGGGCCAUCGCAUUCCAGGUCAGUGAGCAGAGACCUAGCAGGGCUGGAGAGGGAUUCUUAGGGACCCAACCACCGAGCUGUAGGGCUUUUAUGCUGCAUGAGUUGGGAAGCACCAGCCCACCCCAAGUAUGACCAGGGACCUAGGAUAAUAUCAUAUGAGUGGUAGAACUUUGGCUUUACACCUAGUCUACAAGAUUUCUUCUUUUUAACGUAAGCAUGUACAGCUAUAAAUUUUCCACUUAGCACUGAUUUUACUUUAUCCCACAAGUUUUGGUAUGUUGUGUUUUUAUUUCAUUUGUUUCACGAUAUAUUCUAAUUUCCCCUUUGACUCAUUGGUUGUUUAAAUGUGUGUUGUUUAAUUGCCGUACAUUUGUGGAU
Messenger RNA from Balaenoptera musculus (blue whale), 1015 nucleotides. It is a transcript of the gene C11H6orf201, whose product is annotated as chromosome 11 C6orf201 homolog. The transcript has 2 exons. The record is from RefSeq and is a predicted model, not a curated record. Bases 1 to 396 code for a protein of 131 amino acids. Lineage: Eukaryota; Metazoa; Chordata; Mammalia; Artiodactyla; Balaenopteridae.